Messenger RNA from Babesia sp. Xinjiang, 645 nucleotides. RefSeq lists its product as uncharacterized. The transcript has a single exon. The coding region runs from base 1 to 645 and encodes 214 amino acids. The record is from RefSeq and is a predicted model, not a curated record. Lineage: Eukaryota; Apicomplexa; Aconoidasida; Piroplasmida; Babesiidae.
AUGAAGGGUACGGUAAAUAGCGUCUAUAAGCAACUAUAUAAGAUCAUCGGGGCCCUACAGCCCUUUGCUAAAGAUCCUGAGGUACAGGGAGACGCCGCAUGUCACGCAAAUGCUAAUCUACGCGUCUCACGACAUAUUUCCGACAGAUUGAAGGAACUGCUUUGGGAAGAAGACGCUGCUGUAGUUGAUCCAGAGAACAGGCCCCAAACAUCUCGCUCGGGGUAUGCGAAAAAGAGUUCGUCCGGGGAAGACGCUGUUGUACCUGAGACGCUAUCCGACUCCGACACAGCACCCUGUGGCGACGAUACGAGUAUACCUAGUGAGACUGAAACGGCUCGUUAUAUUGAGUUCGACACUGAAAAAGGUGCUGAGAGCAAUUACUCAAGUUACACGUACUGGACCGUCGAGACUGGGGGGCGUGUCUCGUACACCACCAAACCGGUAUAUGCAACGAAACGCUCAAAAGCGGUCACGCUCUUAGAAGAAGCCGAAGCAUUCGUUUCUAAUGCUAUAUGGGGAGAGAAAGAAGCGGCAAAAAUGCAGAACACACCCAGACAUCUGCUGGUUCAGGCCGCACAAGUAGCAUCAAGGGCAUUCUUUGACCCUGACUAUCGCAACUACCUCUACUCUGUCUACGUGGCAUGA